UCUGUCAGUCAGCCAACAUCACUCUGCAAGCUGUAACUGAUGCCUGCCUCGCUGCUCUUGACAUUGAUACAUGAAAAUAACUUUUUGGGAUUCUCCUGCUAGCCUCUCUCGGGACGAUACGAGAAUCCAACAAGAGGAAAAAACUAAAGAAGAGGUCAGGACAAACGUUUUAGCCAGCUGUGAAAAGCAAAGGUUUGGAAGCAGCAGUCAGCGUUCGGUGCUACACACAGGAGUCUCACAGGACAGGCGCGAUGCCGGACCCGGCUGCGGACCUACCCUUCUUCUACGGCAGCAUCAGCCGGCAGGAGGCGGAGGAGCAGCUGAAGCUGGCGGGCAUGGCGGACGGGCUCUUCCUGCUGCGGCAGUGCCUGCGCAGUCUGGGCGGGUACGUGCUGACAGUCGCGUGCGACGUGCGCAUCCACCACUACCCCAUCGAGCGGCAACUGAACGGCACCUUCGCCAUCGCCGGAGGCAAGCCCCACUGCGGCCCAGAGGAGCUUUGCGAGUUCUACUCCAAGAACCCCGACGGCCUGGUGUGCACCCUUCGGAAGCCCUGCCUGCGCCAGAGCGGCACCCUGCCCAAGGCCGGCGUCUUCGACAGCCUGCGGGACAACAUGCUGCGCGAGUACGUGCGGCAGACAUGGAAUCUGGAGGGGGACGCAGUGGAGCAGGCCAUCAUCAGCCAGGCCCCUCAGCUGGAGAAGCUGAUUGCCACCACAGCCCACGAGAAGAUGCCCUGGUACCACGGCUCCAUCUCCAGAGAGGAGGGUGAGCGGAGACUCUACUCUGGAAUGCAGCCAGAUGGGAAGUUCCUAAUAAGAGACCGGAAGGAAGCGGGGACGUUCGCUCUCUCGAUGAUGUACGGGAAAUCAGUCUACCAUUACCAGAUCAUCCUGGACAAGUCAGGGAAAUACUCCAUGCCUGAAGGAACUAAAUUCGAUACCGUAUGGCAGCUCGUGGAAUAUCUCAAGAUCAAACCAGAUGGAUUGAUUCACACGCUGCAGGAGCCAUGCACGAACCCCAACCACACAGCUGUCAUCCCAACUCCAAACCUGCCCUCAUAUAAAAGACCUGUAGGUCAUAAUGGAUACACCCCGCCUCCAAAAGCUCCAGAGGUGCCGAGCGGCCAGCGCCCGCUCCUGCCCAUGGACACCAGCGUGUACGAGAGCCCCUACAGUGACCCUGAGGAGCUCAAGGACAAGAAGCUUUUCCUGAAGAGGGAGCAACUGAUGAUCGACGAGAUGGAGCUCGGCUCGGGCAACUUCGGCUGCGUCAAGAAGGGCGUCUACAAGAUGAGGAGGAAGCAGAUCGACGUGGCGAUCAAGGUUCUGAAGAGUGAGAAUGAGAAGGGAGCGAAGGAAGAGAUGAUGAAGGAGGCGGAGAUCAUGCACAAGCUGGACAACCCCUACAUCGUGCGCAUGAUCGGGGUGUGCGAGGCAGAGAACCUCAUGCUGGUCAUGGAGAUGGCAUCAGGGGGCCCACUCAACAAGUUCCUUUCCACCAAGAAGGAUGAGAUCUCCGUGGAGAACGUGGUGGAGCUGAUGCACCAGGUAUCCAUGGGAAUGCUCUACCUGGAGCAGAAGAACUUUGUGCAUCGGGACCUGGCUGCCAGGAACGUGCUUCUGGUCAACCAGCAUUACGCCAAGAUCAGCGACUUCGGCCUGUCAAAGGCCCUGGGAGCCAAUGACAAUUACUACAAGGCUCGUUCCGCUGGAAAGUGGCCUCUGAAGUGGUAUGCUCCGGAAUGCAUCAACUUCCACAAGUUCUCGAGCAAGAGUGACGUGUGGAGCUUUGGGGUCACCAUGUGGGAGGCCUUUACCUACGGGCAGAAACCCUACAGGAAAAUGAAAGGGCCUGAGGUGAUGCAGUUCAUCGAGGCUGGCAAUCGAAUGGAGCGCCCGCCUGUGUGCCCGGAGGAAAUGUUCACCGUUAUGACAGACUGCUGGAUCUUCAAGUAAGAGCUGCAGCCUCUGGGUCAAAGAGGCACUGUAUUAAUAAUAAUAAUAAUAAUAAUAAUAAUAAUAUCUUCGAGUUACCAUAAUUUAUGUCAGCAUCUCGACAUUUCAAAUUUAAAAAUCGAGAUCCUGGGCUAAUAUAUCGUGUGAUUUCGACAUAACCAUUUGAAAAAAAAAACUGAUUUUGAACUGCCCUUAGUGGCCUGCAUACUGCAGAUUCGCUCCCUGUGCUGUGAGGAUUCUUAAAGCUCUAUGUGCAACAGAAGGACUUUCAAGCUUCAGGUGGGGCCCUAAUACUUGUCGCGCAGGGAGGGAAUCAACAACACUGUGGCACCUUCAAUAGAAGAAAACUGAAGUCUGCUAAAACAAUUUGGAGGACUUGGCAGAAAGUUAUGCUCAUGGU
Polyodon spathula (Mississippi paddlefish) is the source of this 2358-nucleotide messenger RNA. RefSeq names its product tyrosine-protein kinase ZAP-70. Gene Ontology annotation, biological process: cell differentiation; cell surface receptor protein tyrosine kinase signaling pathway; intracellular signal transduction. The coding region runs from base 252 to 1958 and encodes 568 amino acids. The record is from RefSeq and is a predicted model, not a curated record. Gene Ontology annotation, cellular component: cytoplasm; extrinsic component of cytoplasmic side of plasma membrane. Lineage: Eukaryota; Metazoa; Chordata; Actinopteri; Acipenseriformes; Polyodontidae. The transcript has 12 exons. Gene Ontology annotation, molecular function: ATP binding; non-membrane spanning protein tyrosine kinase activity; signaling receptor binding.